This is a messenger RNA of Knipowitschia caucasica, 876 nucleotides long. NCBI's taxonomy places the organism in Eukaryota, Metazoa, Chordata, Actinopteri, Gobiiformes, Gobiidae. The record is from the annotation of a GenBank genome assembly.
AUGCAGCUGAUCGAUCAUCACAGAUCAGCACAUGGCAUAUGGAGGAUGAAGGUCGAGGGUGUGGUGAAGAGGAAGCUGCCGGGGGGUGGAGGGGGUAGUGAGGGAGUGGAGGCCAAGUGCAUUUGGUUAUUGAAUGGAAGAGCCACCCCCACGGUGUCGCCCCCUCCGUCCGUCACGUCCCCCAUGAGCUCUGAGGACGAUGAGGACCAAGAGGGGUUCUUUGAGGACCCUCUGCUGCCGCUGCCCACGGAGAACACCCCCACCACCACAGGAGGCGACUCCCGACAGCCCAUCUACCAGGGCCUCAACGACAAGCUCAUCCCGGUCUACUGCUCCGUCCUGGCAGCGGGGGUCGGGGGGCUGGUGGCCUUCAUCAUCUUUAAAAGGUGGAAUAACUGCAAACAAAACAAACAAGGAGCCAACAACUGCUCAGCAAACACCAACCAGACGCCAUCACCAGAGGGAGAGAAGCUGCACAGCGACAGCGGCAUCUCAGUGGACAGUCAGAGUCUGCAGGAGCAGGGCCAGACACAGACACACACAGUUCUGACGAUGGACGAGGAGCCCUGCCUCCUGCUGCCCCUUCACACCAGGGAGAAGGUGGAGCAGCUGCUGUUCACUCGGGACGGGGACAACAUGGAGGACAGCGACUGGUCCAACCUGGCCGCUCUGCUGGGCUACGAGGACGAGCGCAUCGCCACCUUCAGGCAGGAGGAGCAUCCGGUCCGGGCGCUGCUGUACGACUGGGCCUGCAAGGACAGCGCCAGCAUCGAGGCCCUGUGCACCGCGCUGCGAAAGAUCCACCGAGACGACAUCGCCCAGAGUCUGGUCCUGGGUCCGAACGCCACGAAACCCACGGCCACCUCUGUCGUCUGA